GCGGGGCGGGGUGCGGGGCGCAGGUGACGGGGGUCCGAGAAAGAUGGAGCAGCCCGGGACGGCGGCGGGCCCCGGAGGCGAGGAGCCCGGCGGGGGUCGGGGCGGCAAGCGAAGCGCCGGGGGCCGGGCCGCUGGCGACGAGGAGACCAAAAACAAGCCCAAGCUGAACAUUCAAAUAAAAACUUUGGCCGAUGAUGUGCGAGACCGAAUCACAAGUUUUAGAAAAUCUGGAGUCAAGAAAGAGAAACCUCUUAUUCAGCACCCCAUUGACUCUCAAGUUGCCAUGACCGAGUUUCCAGCAGCACAGCCAUUAUAUGAGGAGCGAUCCCUGAAUUUGUCUGAAAAGGAAGUGCUGGAUCUUUUUGAAAAAAUGAUGGAAGACAUGAAUCUAAAUGAAGAAAGAAAAGCUCCUCUGCGAGAUAAAGAUUUUGGCACAAAGCAUGAAAUGGUUGUCCAGUACAUUUCGGCCACUGCCAAAUCGGGAGGACUGAAAAAUAGCAAGCAUGAAUGUACCUUAUCUUCCCAAGAAUAUGUCCAUGAAUUACGGUCUGGCAUCUCAGAAGAAAAACUUCUUAACUGCCUAGAAUCUCUGAGGGUAUCCUUAACCAGCAAUCCUGUCAGCUGGGUCAAUAACUUUGGCCAUGAAGGUCUUGGAGUCUUGUUGGAUCUAUUAGAGAAGCUUCUGGAUAAGAAACAGCAAGAGAAUAUUGACAAGAAGAAUCAGCAUAAACUUAUUCAGUGCCUGAAAGCAUUUAUGAAUAACAAGUUUGGAUUGCAAAGAAUUCUAGGUGAUGAAAGGAGCCUUUUAUUGCUAGCAAGAGCAAUUGAUCCCAGACAGCCCAGUAUGAUGACAGAAAUAGUAAAAAUACUGUCUGCUAUUUGCAUUGUUGGAGAAGAUAACAUUCUAGACAAACUUUUAGGAGCUAUCACUACAGCAGCUGAAAGAAACAAUAAAGAACGAUUUUCACCAAUUGUGGAAGGAUUGGAGAACCAUGAAACCUUGCAAUUACAGGUCGCCUGCAUGCAAUUUAUAAAUGCCCUUGUUACCUCUCCUUAUGAACUUGAUUUUCGGAUACAUUUACGAAAUGAGUUUCUCCGUUCUGGACUUAAGAAAAUGUUACCGGGGCUGAAAGAAAAAGACAAUGAUGAACUUGAUAUCCAGUUGAGAGUAUUUGAUGAGAACAAAGAUGAUGACUUAAAUGAAUUAUCCCAUCGUCUCAAUGACAUUCGAGCAGAAAUGGAUGAUAUGAAUGAAGUUUAUCAUCUUCUGUACAACAUGCUAAAGGACACUUCUUCAGAAAAUUACUUGCUAUCUAUUCUACAACAUUUCUUGCUCAUCAGAAACGAUUAUUAUGUCAGGCCACAAUAUUAUAAGAUCAUCGAAGAAUGUGUUUCACAGAUAGUGCUCCAUGGUAGUGGCAUGGACCCAGACUUCAAAUAUCGACAGAGAUUAGAUGUUGACUUCACUCAUCUGAUAGAUGCAUGUGUAGACAAAGCUAAAGUAGAAGAAAGUGAACAAAAAGCAGCGGAAUUUUCCAAAAAGUUUGAUGAGGAGUUCACAGCACGACAGGAGGCCCAGGCUGAACUUCAACGACGAGAGGAGAAAAUACAAGAACUUGAGACGGAACUCCAACAGCUCCGAGCUCAGGGACCUGGACUUUCUGAUUCAUCAGGAAUUCUGCCAGCUCCACCUCUACCACCAGCUCCAAGUGGUGCUGUUCCUCCUCCUCCACCUCCUCCUCCGCCUCUGCCUGGAGUACCUGGUCCUCCUCCUCCUCCCCCUCCUUUGCCUGGAGGAGCUGUACCACCAGCGCCUCCUUUAUUUGGGGGGCCUCCUCCUCCACCACCUCUGGGUGCUGCUCCUCCUCUUCCUGGAGCAUCUGCUUCCCUUCCUUUUGGAAUGAAGCAAAAAAAAUUAUAUAAGCCAGAAGUGCCCAUGAAAAGAAUCAAUUGGUCCAAGAUCGAGCCACGGGAAAUAUCAGAGAAUUGCUUCUGGUUAAAAGUUAAGGAAGAUAAGUUUGAAAAUCCAGAUCUCUUUGCAAAACUGGCACUCACUUUUGCAACACAGUUGAAAGUUAAAAAGAACAUCGAUGUCCCAGAAGAAAAGAAAGUUGCUGCCAAGAAAAAAAUUAAAGAAUUGAGAAUUUUGGAUGGAAAAACUGCUCAGAAUCUCUCUAUCUUCUUGGGUUCUUAUCGCAUGUCUUACGAAGAUAUAAAAAACAUCAUUUUGGAGGUGAAUGAAGACAUGUUGAGUGAGUCCUUAAUUCACAACCUGGUGAAGAAUCUUCCUGAGCAGAAGGAACUUAGUGCCUUAGCCCAACUAAAGAAUGAAUAUGAUGACCUCUGUGAACCGGAACAAUUUGGAGUUGUGAUGAGCUCAGUGAAAAUGUUAAGACCUCGUCUCCAUAGCAUCCUUUUCAAGCUCACAUUUGAAGAACAUGUAAACAACAUCAAACCAGGCAUCAUGGCAGUAACUCUAGCCUGUGAAGAAAUGAAAAAAAGUGAAAGCUUUAAUCGACUUUUAGAGCUGGUACUCCUAGUUGGCAACUACAUGAACUCAGGCUCCCGAAAUGCCCAAUCGCUGGGUUUCAACAUCAACUUUCUUUGUAAGAUCAGAGACACUAAAUCAUCAGAUCAAAAAACCACACUUUUACAUUUUCUUGCUGAAAUGUGUGAGGAAAAAUACCGGGACAUCCUUAAAUUUCCAGAUGAAUUGGAGCAUGUUGAAAGUGCAAGCAAGGUUUCAGCUCAAACUCUCAAGAGCAAUCUUGAUGCCAUGGAGCAACAGAUCACUCGCUUGGAAUGUGACAUUAAAAAAUUCCCUAAGACAGAAGACAAACAUGACAAGUUCGUGGAAAAGAUGACUAGCUUUGCAAAGAGUGCCAGAGACCAGUAUGAAAAGCUGUUCACCAUGCACAACAACAUGAUAAAACUCUAUGACAAUCUUGGCGAAUACUUCAUUUUUGACACCAAAACAGUGGCAAUCGAUGAAUUUUUCGGUGACAUCAGCAGUUUCCGCACCUUAUUCCUGGAAGCGGUGAAGGAAAACAACAAGAGAAGAGAAAUGGAGGAGAAGAGCAAAAGAGCUAAGCUUGCCAAAGAGAAAGCUGAGCAAGAAAAGCUGGAACGUCAGAAAAAGAAGAAACAGCUGAUGGAGAUGAACAAAGAGGGUGAGACGGGUGUGAUGGAUAAUCUGCUGGAGGCUCUGCAGUCAGGUGCAGCUUUCCGAGAUCGAAGGAAGAGGAUCCAGAGAAAUCCAGAUAACAGACGGGCACCUUUAGAAAGGUCACGUUCCCGCCACAAUGGAGCCAUCGCAUCUGCGUGAGUCCCGUGGCCAAAGACCUCGGAGAGUGGCGACAGAAACCGAGCGGCAUUUUGAACAGAGUUUGGCAUGGACUUAUAUGGCCAAGAAGAAAGUGAAUAAAAUACAAAUUCUGUGUCUCUGUAAAUCUACUGCUAAAUCUCAAAGCCCCUUGAUUGUACUAAUAGAAACACAAUUACCAGAAUCAGCAAUGCGGGUGUUCUGUGUAAGGACUUGCAUUGAGAGUGUAUUCACAGGUGGUCUGCUGAGGAGGGACAGGUAAGAAAAUAAAGAGAGGCAGUGCUGGAUAGAGAAGAGGAAAAGUGAACCUGAGGUCCCAUGCCUAGAAGAGCAAAACCAGGGCCUCUCAGUGGGCCUGAUUACACGGCUUAAAAGAGGCCACCGGAACACUUGCGGAACUCACGUCAUUUAGAUUCUGGUCUCCAGGGCAAUCGGAUGGAUUCCCGUGCUUUGGCUGAAAUUCAACUUUUCGUCGUCAGCCUAGAGUUUUGCUACUGCUUCAAAAAUCAUGCCCAAUUUUGAUGGAAUCAUCUCCGGAGGGUGUCUUCAAGUUGAUUUAAAGGGGCUCUUUUCUAAUUGUGCACUUGUCUAUGUAUACUUUCUACAGAUACUUCAUACGGCUAUUUUUGAGAAAAAGCACCUCACGUUUCCCUGUUUCUGCUAAGGAAGAGUCUCAAAAUUCUACUAUCAUGACUUACGUCUUAGAGACAAAAAGGAUCCUGCCCACCCUCCUCAUUCCAGGGCCAUCUUCUUCCUUGCUCCCUGACCAUGCCAUGUGGAACACUGAGAGUACCAGCUAAGUCUAAGGCAGUGGGAGAGCCUUUCCUUGUGCUCCCCAGCCUCCAGGGGAGCCCUCCAUUUGUUUAGAGAGAAGUACUCCCAGUUCCUCAUUUCCUCACCUUGAUCACUUCAAACCAGCAUGCAUGAAACCUGGCCCAGAGUCCCGAGCUGGCUGGUGGGGAACAUCCAACAGAUACCUAUCAGAGGUCUCUCGUGUGACCAUUUUAACAUCUGGUCAUCAAAGGAGGAGGGCCUCACUGUUAUUCUGACCACAAAAUGACCCACGGCUUCUUGGCUUUAGGGGGGGAAAUCCUCUCUUCUGUUCUCAUUAGGGUCCCCAGAACAGAAGAGCUAUGUUCUGUGGAGUUGCUUCGUUCUCCUGGGGGCUGGAGAGAUAAUGGGCCGAGUCUCACCAGUGGAACCAGUGCGAUCCUCAGCAUUUCCAGUAAUGGCAGGAUUUCCUUUUGCUGGAGGCACUUGGGGAAUGCUGAAUCUUACAGCUCUAAAAGCCUUACUUUUAACCUUACCUACAGUCUGCCUGGUAACCAAGGCAAACAGAGGAGCCUAAAAGGAAGGUCAGUGUGCAUUGUCAUCAAUAGCGCCCUUCUCCACCUCCCCUUGGCUGCCAUACUCUACCGCUUAAAUCAAAAUCGGUCCUCUCUCCUCAGAUGUGGUCACUGCUCUCACAAUCCCAAAGGAACCUGGCUCUCCAAGUCAGCUGCCUAAAAGUUCUCAUUCUUCUUAGUCUUCUUCCAAUCACAGACUAAAAUAGAAAUUCCCAUUGUAAAAACAAAUGCCAAGAGAAAGAGAACGGAUCCCUCUUUCUCCCCUCAGGAGACUAGACUUGCGUGUUAUGGUUUAGGCUCCAUUUGGAAAAUGUAUGGCGGGACGUUUUUGGCAUCUGGUUACAGAACUCCAUCCUGGAAGUUACCUGGUCAUCACAGGAGACUUCUGAAAGUGGAAAGGCCCGGAUGUUUGCCUGUAAUGACACCCGAAUUCUAAGAGUGAGGAAAAUAACAUCAGCCAUGGGUCAAAAGAAGCACUUCAUCAACUCGAGAACCAUCCAACCAAGUGAAGCGUUUGUAGAAGGGACUCCACAGAGGCUGCCUUCUCUCUUCUUUCAGCUUUGCCUUGUAUGGCCUGGGACUGGGAAAGGCCGUGGCAGAGGCGCACUUGCAGCAGCAUCUUGAGAUGCCUAUUUUGUACAACUCUGUCCCUCUUUUUACCUUGUGAUUUUCACAACCAUAUCAGUUUUCUGGUUGAUAAUAGAACAUUCUCCUAAUUCAUGUAAACAGACAGUGCCUGUGUUGUAGACUUCAGCGAGCCUUUCUGAAAUUCCACGCUGGGACUGCUUUGGGCCUCGGAUAGCUUUUCUGGCUGUUGGGGUAGGGGGCGGGGGGGGGGGGAGGAGAUUUUGCUAUGGAAUCGAGUUUGUGAAGUUAGGAGAGCAGUGGCCGUGUGUCGAUCACCUUUUUAAGAUGUGAACUUGCCUUAUUUUCUAGUAUUCAAAAGAUGAAUCAAAGAACCAUUAUUGAUAGAUUCUAUAUUUGUAUUCCAAGCAAUCCCAAAUGCCUUUUUUCCAAGAACGACAAAUCUUUUAGGGCCUUUUGUGAAGUUCAAGUGAAAUGGUUUACAAAGCGUUGUUUCUAAACUUCCUAGGGAUCCCACUCCCACCAAUUGCUGCCAAUGCUCAGAUCAACAAAAUCAUAUGAGAAAAAUUUCCUCCCGAAAACAGGGACCCACUGAGCAUAGAGUCUGAUGCUGCUGAAAUCGGAUGGUUAGUCUAUUGCUGUUAAAACUGCAGACCCCAUUUAUACAGAAAACUGCCCCGAACCCUUCUACUGUUUGCUAGUCUCUGCAUAGAAAUCAAGUUUAACUUUUUCUAAUUCCUUCUUGGUACUCAAGCCAAACCGGGGUCGUGGCUAAACACUCCUCCCCCAUCAUGGUCCGCACAUACCACUUUGCAUGUUUGGAUGUGGAAUGCGCGCUCUUGGCCGUGCCCAAGUCUGCCCCCUUCUGAUCAUCCAGUCCAAAACCACUCGACUCGGAUUGGAUUUUCCCUCUUGUGUGUUGGAACCACCCCUAUUUCUCCUUCUGUGGGCUACAGUAGAGCCACCAACUACCUCUGCAAUCGAGGAGUUCUUUGCAAGCUGAUUCUCAAGGCUGGGAAGCCCCCCGGCCGUGCCGACUUGCUGGCGGCAGAGCUGCCCAGUCACAGUAUUUCGAUAUCCGUAAGCUACCGCAUGGGCAGAUGCUUUCAUUUCAGCUAUGAAUAAAAACUGCGUCCAGUCAAUGACAUGAAUAGCUUGGGGGGGGGGGGAACAACCUUUAUGUGAUAAUACACACUUACUAUUCAAUAAAGUCGACUAUGAUACACGCCGACUCGUGUACAUUUCUGU
Messenger RNA from Sarcophilus harrisii (Tasmanian devil), 6501 nucleotides. RefSeq names its product diaphanous related formin 2 (gene DIAPH2). Gene Ontology annotation, cellular component: cytoplasm; actin filament. Gene Ontology annotation, biological process: actin cytoskeleton organization; actin filament polymerization. The transcript is spliced from 27 exons. NCBI's taxonomy places the organism in Eukaryota, Metazoa, Chordata, Mammalia, Dasyuromorphia, Dasyuridae. Gene Ontology annotation, molecular function: actin binding; small GTPase binding; microtubule binding. The coding region runs from base 44 to 3325 and encodes 1093 amino acids. The record is from RefSeq and is a predicted model, not a curated record.